This is a messenger RNA of Adineta steineri, 2256 nucleotides long. The record is from the annotation of a GenBank genome assembly. Lineage: Eukaryota; Metazoa; Rotifera; Eurotatoria; Adinetida; Adinetidae.
AUGUUACCGCAGCAAACCAAACGUAAAAUCAUUAUCAUCGGCGGCACUGGAAAACAAGGUUCAGCUGUAAUUACUGCUCUCCUGCCAUCGAAAUCUACAUCAUCACUUCAUUUGCUCACACUCACACGUAAUCUACAGUCGAAAAAAGCUCUAGAAUUGAAAGAACGUGAAGUUGAAUUAGUGCAAACAGAUCUAGAUGAAGCGACUGUCGAUCAGUUAGCAAAUGUAUUCCAAGGUGCCGAUGGUCUUUUUAUCGCACAAGCCAUCUCUGAUAAAGAAGUGGAACAGGGAUGUAAGAUCAUCAAUGCAGCUGAAAAAGCAGGUGUUAAACAAGUUGUGUACUCAAGUGUUUGUCGAGCACACGAUGCACCUAAUGUUCCACACUUUCACAGCAAAUUUCUCAUCGAAGAAUAUCUCAAACAAUCCUCCAUUAAAUAUUAUACAAUUCUACGACCUUUUUCAUUUAUGGAAAAUCUUUUUUUCGCUACUCGUCAUGAUAAAGAAAAGGUUUGCUUUUUUACUGAUCCUCAGACAAUUGUGAACCAUAUCGCAUGUGAAGAUAUUGGAAAGGUUGCGGUGACCAAUAAUAUGUCGAAUGAUGAAGUCCGUUCUCUCGAUGAUCGAUACCGUUAUACUGACGUGGACGAAGAGCCCGAUGUAUUCUUACCUCCUUUACCGAUACUUGAUACUGGUAAAGAUCUUUUAAAUAAAGUGGCGUUUUCAUUGAAAAAAUGUACAUCUCCGAAAGAUGGACUAACACAAGAACAAUCUGCGGCUUUGUAUUUAUACUCACUUCCGGGACCAUUUUAUGAUACAUUUAAUGGUGCAUUGCGUAAUGAAGAUCGCAAUAAAUCAAUUCCUUUCUCCGAUUAUUACCAUUUAUUUAUGUCUGCACUGAAUAAGUUACCAUCAGUUCAGGAUAGUGUAUGGCGUGGUGUUACUGCCGAUUUAAGCGCUCAAUAUCAAUCAGGAUCCGUACAUAUUUGGCAUGCUGCUAGUUCAUGUACAGACCACGUAGCUAUCACUGAUACUUUUCUUGAUAAAAAAAAGCAUCGAACACUAUUUAAUAUCAAAUGUUAUAACGGCAAGCCAAUAAAAAAUCAUUCACAUUAUGUGAAAGAAAACGAAUUGAUUCUGCCACCAGGUACAUGUAUACGAGUGAUAUCUCAAUCGAAUCCUGCAGACAACUUACAUAUAGUUGCUUGCCAAGAAGUUGAACUUAGCCCUGCAGAAAUGAAUGCAAUAGCAAGUUCUGUUGCAAUGCCAGGUCAUAUACCUAAAAAUGCUUCCAUCUUCUACUUAUUUUGGUUGGAUCCAAAUGUCAACAAACCACAAGAAAAUGUGAAAACACAAGAAAAGUUGCGCAAAUUGUUUGAUGGUGACUUUGAAGCAUUCGAGAAGGAGGAACAAUGUGAAUUUUUUAUUAAACAAAAAGAAACCGAUAAAAUAAUGCUUAUCGUUAGUGGACAAAUGGGACAGCAGAUUUUACCUAAAAUACAUAAUUCAACAUCAUUAACAUCGGUGAAAGGCAUUCUCACUAAUCAAAAUGAACUGAUUAACGAAGUUGAACAGGAGAAGAUAAUACAGACACAAAAAUACUCUAAUAAUAAUAAGGCACCACCACCUGUAAACACGCCUAUAAGCGGUUAUGAAAAGCAGAUGUUAUUGCCAUUGGAAGAAGCUUUGAAGCCAGUUGAAUCCAUCAUGGAAGAUCUACAGUAUCAUAUAAAAAUAGCCAAAGACCAUGCUAAAAAAUCCUCUCCUGAUGGAUUGACACAUGAUGAGUCGGCUUCAAUUAUGCUCUAUACCACUGAAUUCGGAGAAGCGUCUCUCUACACACAGCUGAACAAAGCGUUACGUGGCGAGCAGAGAUCUGAAAUUAAACCAUGGCUUCCGUAUUUAAAAAUAUUUAUGACGGCAUUACACAAAUUACCAAGCUUUCAAGGAGUAGUUUGGCAUGCCGUGAAACAGAACCUAAGAGAUCAGUAUAAAAGAGGAGAGCGUGGCGUCUGGUGGGGGGUAUCAUCUAUGGCUAUGGAUCCGCAAAUACUGGAGAGCUACAUACAAAAAACCGGCCCACGUACAGUUUUUACAGUUGAGUGUAAAAAUGGAAAAGAUAUUGGCCAGUACUCUCAGUUUCCGGAUGAAAAAGAAGUGAUGUUAAUGCCAGGAUUUUACUAUGAGGUUACCAGUGUGUUUGAACCCGCACAUGAGAUGUAUUUAAUUAGUUUAAAAGAGAUUGAUGCACCAUGGUAA